UCAGCAUCCGAUGGCGCUAGUUACACCACCCCGUAAUUGUAAUUCGAAAUAUUUUUAUAGUACGGAGUUGUCUAAAGAAAGUUAGUGCAAAACAGGGGUAACAAAAUGAUAACAAGUGAUAAAAACGGUGAAAAUAAAACUGGCAGCAUUGAAAACUACAUAGACGAAGCCAAACCAAAAGAUGUUGAUUACGACAUGCUAUUAUCGGCCGCUGGAGAGUUCGGUCCAUACCAAUUGUUUCUGUUUUGUUCAACAUUUCCUUUUUAUGUCUUCGGUGUGUUUUCAUAUUUCUCACAACUUUUCAUGACAGAAGUUUCACCAAAUCACUGGUGCUGGAUACCCGAACUACAUAAUUUAACUGAAAUCGAACGAAGAACACUUGCAAUACCGUUGGAUCCCGAAGCGCGAUUUGGAUAUUCGCAAUGUAAAUCAUACAUUGCCAAUUGGAGUGAAAUAUUAGAGACAGGCCAAAUGCCUAAUGGAAGCUGGAAUAUACAGAACUGUCAGUAUGGGUGGGAAUUUAAUAGAUCUGAAAUACCAUAUCCCACUAUUUCCAGUGAAAUGGGAUGGGUGUGUGACAAAAAUAGCUAUCAAGCUACAGCCCAGUCUAUUUUCUUCGUUGGAUCUAUAGUAGGAGGAUUUGUUAUUGGAUGGGUUGCCGAUCGCUUUGGAAGAUUACCAGCUGCAACAUUAAGCAAUAUGAUUGGAUGUGUGGCGGGAAUCAUUAGUAUAUAUGCCCAAAAUCUUUUUCAGUUUUCUUUGUGUCGAUUUCUAAUGGGUAUAUCGUACGAUAAUUGUAUGAUGAUGGUAUAUCUUCUAGUUUUAGAAUAUGUUGCACCUAAGUAUCGCUCUAUUAUAACAAAUUUGCCUUUUGCAAUAUUUUACACGUUAGGUGCCACAGCAUUACCUUGGAUAGCACUUGCAUGUGGACACUGGAAAACAAUCAGUAUAGUUACAAGUAUUCCGAUGGCAUUGUCACUUCUAGCACCCUUUUUAAUGCCAGAAAGCCCUAGGUGGUUGAUUUCUAAAGGGCGCAUAACUGACGCUGUAGACAAAGUUCUUAAUAUAGCAAGGGUUAAUAAAAAAGAAAUACCAUCAAAUUUAAUAGAACAUUUUAAAAAAUCUAAUUUGGACCAAAAGAAAGAGAACAAUACAAGCAUUUUAAUUUUGCUUAAACGGCCUAAGUUGAGGAAAAUGUUUAUUUGUAUUUGUUUAGAGUUCAUGUGCUGUUUGGCUAUAUUUGACGCCUUAGUUCGAAGCAUUGGUGGUCUAGAAUUUAACUUCUUUUUAUCUUUUACAAUGGUAUCAUUUACGGAACUGCCUUCAUUAGUAAUAGUUUCUUUUGUUAUAGAUUUAACUGGUAGAAAGGGAAUGUCAAUUUUUGCAUUUUUAAUAUGUUUUAUAUUUUGCACAAUAACUGCUUUUAUCAGUAACGGUUUACCUUCUGUAAUAUGUGCAGUUAUAUCAAGGUUCGCCAUAAAUAUGUGUGUAAAUAUUGGCAUGCAAUGGGCUGCUGAAAUGCUACCCACACCUGUAAGAGGAUCCGGUACGUCAAUCGUCCAUAUAUUCAGUUAUAUUGGCACUAUUAUAUCACCUUAUAUUGUGUACUUGGAAAAUUACAUAACUUGGCUACCUCUAGUUGUUGUGGGAUGCAUAGCGAUAAUAGGAAUGCUGUUAGCUUUAUCACUACCAGAAACAGCUGGAAAAGACAUGCCUCAGACUUUUGAUGAAGCCGAAGACUUAGUUAGUUACCGAAAAAUAUUAGACAUACCAUUUCUAAGAAAAAAAGAAAUUUCCAACACUAAAAGUGCAAACAAUAUCUUUUAA
This is a messenger RNA of Pararge aegeria (speckled wood butterfly), 1827 nucleotides long. RefSeq names its product carcinine transporter-like. NCBI's taxonomy places the organism in Eukaryota, Metazoa, Arthropoda, Insecta, Lepidoptera, Nymphalidae. The coding region runs from base 106 to 1827 and encodes 573 amino acids. Gene Ontology annotation, biological process: transmembrane transport. The transcript has a single exon. Gene Ontology annotation, molecular function: transmembrane transporter activity. Gene Ontology annotation, cellular component: membrane. The record is from RefSeq and is a predicted model, not a curated record.